Priapulus caudatus is the source of this 1600-nucleotide messenger RNA. RefSeq names its product glycerophosphodiester phosphodiesterase 1-like. Gene Ontology annotation, biological process: lipid metabolic process. Gene Ontology annotation, molecular function: phosphoric diester hydrolase activity. NCBI's taxonomy places the organism in Eukaryota, Metazoa, Priapulida, Priapulimorpha, Priapulimorphida, Priapulidae. The record is from RefSeq and is a predicted model, not a curated record.
GGUUUCAAAUACAACAGACAUGGCGACCAUAAAUCGUGUUGAUCGUUCAAUAUGUAUAUUGAUGAAGAUUUUCGUACUAUUAUUUUGCAUAUUUGCUACGUUUUCAUCUCUGACAUGGAGCAUGUAUACUGGUUUAUGUGUUAUCCUUAUCAUAUAUGCAAUUGCCGCUUUGUUAUAUAUACCUCGACCAAAUGUUGAACUUGUCAAAUCGGCUCUCGCUCACAACACCGAGAACACCAACACAGAGUCGACCACACCUAAUAAUAUUAGUGAAACAACUAAACGCAAGAAUAAAGUGCUGGUUAUUGCGCAUAGAGGAGCGGGCGACGAUGCACCGGAAAACACGCUGGUUGCUUUCAGACUGGCUAAGAAGAAUGGUGCAGACGCCAUCGAAUUCGACCUGUCGUUCUCUAAAGAUGACGUUCCCAUUGUUAUCCACGAUGACACGGUGGAUAGGACGACAGAUGGGACUGGCAACAUAUCAGAUCUGUCUCUUGCUGAACUUCGCAGACUGAAUGCUGCAGCCAAGUUUAAACAAGCUGUCUUUCCUCAUGAAACCAUCCCUACUCUAGAUGAAGCUCUUCAAGAAUGCCUGCAUCUGGGACUGAAAAUGUUCAUUGAUGUUAAGGAGUAUGACUCGCGCGUGUUUCCAGUCAUUCAGAAGGCAUUCAGGGAUUACCCAAAGCUGUACGAUCAGGCAAUGGUCUGCUCCUUCUAUCCUAACGUCGUUUACAAGGUAAGGAAGGCUGACCCUAGGAUUAUGACAGGUCUUACGUGGAGGCCACAUUUUCCGGUGCAAGCGUCUGUGGGAGGAGCGUGGGAUCCACCUGGUGGUGUGGACGGUAAACGACGACAUUGAGAAGCACUUUCUUCAUGACUGCCUGCAACUGCACUACAUGACAGAUAGUCUCGUCGCGACGGACACAGAAGUAGAGGGCAAUACCGGGGAUGUAGGUGGAGCUGCGGACUGCAAAGAGAAGUAACGGUGGGGGCAGUACCGCCCCCUGGAGUAAAUGCAUCGAUGCUGCUUGCGUAAUGCUGUGGAACCACUGGUCUUAUCGCAUGUGUACACCAGCCCCACCAUUAUUACUAAUGUUGUGCCAAACAUUUGCUGUUUUAUGUCAGAAUACGGAUAUCCAUGUGAUAAGUUUGUGAAAAACCAUAUUUGAUCAAUUUUUUAAAAGAUAUCAGAACCGUAAGUUUUAAGGAAGCCAGCACAGUGUAGUAAGUUUUAUGGAUGAUGACGUAGUAGGUUUUAAGGAAGUCAGCAAAAUCGGUCUCAGGGAUGUUUUAAUGAAGUCAACACAACAAAAUACUUUUUGCCGUCCUUUUUACUUUGUAUUAUUAUAUGUACAUUUCCUCUUUUAUAUAUUUGCCCUGUAUUCAUGCCUAGCGUGUUAUUAACCAAAACUGUCUCUUGUUGCCAAACGCAAGCACGCACAAAGAAAGUUCAGUUGGGGUAGGAUUAUAUGUAUGAUUAUAACAUUGAUUAUAACAUAUGAUUAUAAAUUAGUCCUAUUUUUCCAGGUUGAUGCAUGAGGCUGAUUUUAUAUAUAGACGUAAAUUAUUAAAUAUCUUUAUUGUGUUAUUAAUAUUGAAA